AUGGAGGUGGGAGUCCAGCCUAUGGAGAAGGAAGUGGCUGUCGGGAGCUGUGAUGGAAGUGAUGUUUCUAAGAUUGUGCAUGGUGCUGUAGAGAUCGUGGAAAGGCCAAUGAUGGCAGUAUCUGGUGGCUUCCAAACGGGGGAGGUGUCUCUCCUGGAGGAAGUGCUGGGCGGUGACGCUGCAGUGGGCGUGGUGGUUGCUGGGGAGACCAAGAUAGGUGACCUGGCCACACUUCAUCGGGCCAAGGGUCAGUAUAAGCGUGGGCCUUCCUUCUGGUCUCUUGCGGCCAAGGCAUACGAUGAUACUGAUGAUGAUGAUGAUGAUGUACAGGAUGCUGGGGAUGAUGGAGAUCCCGUAUGUGGGGAUCCCACCCCAAUUCAGGUUAUCGAACCCCUCAUAUUGGCUAUUAGGGAGGUGUUAAAACUCCCCCUGGGGGAUGCAAGUACUCAGCAGUCAUUUUUCCUCCCUCAAAAGGAACCAAAAGUCACAUUCCCUGAUUACACGGAAUUGGAUGACUUAUUUCAACUAGCCUGGAAGAACCCAGAUAAAAAAUAUCAGGGUUGCACAGUAGUGAAGAAGACAUCUGGUGAGUGUGAGACACCCAGCAGCCAUCCCCGUGUGUCAGGAGGUCUGAGCAGAACCCAGAGCCACAUCACGGUGCCUCCACCUCACUCACUGAUACAUGAGAGGCACAGUGACCAGAAGAUCCUGGAACUCACCAACAAGAUCAUUCAGCUGUUGACUGGAGAGGAGGGGGAGUAUAUAGAGGAACACAGGGGUCUGUACAAGGACAUGAUGAUGGAGAAUCACCGGCCCGUCACAUCACUGGAUGGGCCCAGUAACAGAGAUACCCCAGAGAGAUGUCCCCGUCCUCUGUAUUCCCAGGAUUGUACAGCGGAUAAUCACAGGAUCCCACAGGAGGAUCAGGUAGAACGUCUGUCUGAUUUUAAAACAGAAUAUAUAGAGGUAGAAGAAGAGACGUAUGUGACUGAUAUAAAGGCAGAAGAUAUAGAGGGAGAAGAAGAGACGUAUGUGACUGAUAUAAAGGCAGAAGAUACAGAGGGAGAAGUAGAGACGUAUGUGACGGAUAUGAAGGUAGAAGAUAUAGAGGGAGAAGAAGAGACGUAUGUGACAGAUAUGAAGGUAGAAGAUAUAGAGGGAGAAGAAGAGACGUAUGUGAUGGAUAUGAAGGUAGAAGAUAUAGAGGGAGAAGAAGAGACGUAUGUGACAGAUAUGAAGGUAGAAGAUACAGAGGAAGAAGAAGAGACGUAUGUGACAGAUAUGAAGGUAGAAGAUAUAGAGGGAGAAGAAGAGACGUAUGUGACUGAUAUGAAGGCAGAAGAUAUAGAGGGAGAAGAAGAGACGUAUGUGACUGAUAUAAAGGCAGAAGAUACAGAGGGAGAGGAAGAGACGUAUGUGACUGAUAUAAAGGCAGAAGAUACAGAGGGAGAAGAAGAGACGUAUGUGACUGAUAUAAAGGCAGAAGAUAUAGAGGGAGAAGAAGAGACGUAUGUGACUGAUAUAAAGGCAGAAGAUAUAGAGGGAGAAGAAGAGACGUAUGUGACGGAUAUGAAGGUAGAAGAUACAGAGGAAGAAGAAGAGACGUAUGUGACAGAUAUGAAGGUAGAAGAUAUAGAGGGAGAAGAAGAGACGUAUGUGACUGAUAUAAAGGAAGAAGAUACAAAGGAAGAAGAAGAGACAUAUUUGAGAGAUGGUCAGCAGUGUAAGGAGGAGGAAAUCCCUACAGAUAUCAGCACAGAUGGACACACAAGCAGGAAUAUCUCAGAAGGACAUCUAAUGUUAUCCCCGGAUUGUGACAUAAAAGAUAAUGACAGUAGACCGGAUUCUCCAGGAGAUAACCUCAUUACCCCAAUUAUACAUCCAGCUCUAUCAGCUGAUCCCCCUGAUCCUGGGAAAUGUUCUCCUGAUCAUUCUGAUAUUGGUGCAUCUGUUACAGCUCUGAGAGUAGAUACAGUGUUUCCCUGUUCUGUAGAUGCCAAAUGUUUUACACAGAACACAAAGUGUAUUACCCAUCAGCCAGCUAAGGCAGGUGGGAGGCCACUGAUAUGUUCUGAGUGUGGGAAAUGUUUUAUAUGUAAGUCACGUCUUGUUAGACAUGUGAAAGGCCAUACAGGUGAUAGGCCAUUUCCAUGUUCUGAGUGUGGUAAAUGUUUUAUAUGUAAGUCACGUCUUGUUAGACAUGAGAGAAGUCACACAGGUGAAAAACCAUUUCCAUGUUCUGAGUGUGGGAAAUGUUUUAUAGAUAAGUCACAUCUUGUUAGACAUGAGAGAAGUCACACAGGUGAAAAACUAUUUCCAUGUUCUGAGUGUGGGAAAUGUUUUGUACAGAAAUCAGAUCUUGUUAUACAUGAGAGACGUCACACAGGUGAGAAACUAUUUCCAUGUUCUGAGUGUGGGAAAUGUUUUAUACAAAAAUCAGAUCUUUUUAAACAUGAGAGAUGUCAUAGAGGUGAAAAACCAUUUCCAUGUUCUGAGUGUGGGAAAUGUUUUAUAGAUAAGUCACAACUUGUUAUACAUCAGAGAAGUCACACAGGUGAGAAACCAUUUCCAUGUUCUGAGUGUGAGAAAUGUUUUACACAGAAAUCACAUCUUGUUAGACAUGAGAGAAGUCACACAUAUUCUGAGUUUGAGAAGUAAAUCAGCUUUGUUUCACACAAUAGACAUCACACAGUUGAGGAACCUUUGUUAUCUCAACAUCACCAUUGCCAUGCAAUGUUCCUCAAGGUCCUGUCCUAUCUCCUAUGCUUUUUGCAAUAUACAUGCUGCUACUGAGUGAAACAAUCAGAUGUCAUGCCCUGGUCUACCACUGCUAUGCCGAUGACCUCUCUAUUGCUCUGUGUACUCGGAAACCAAUACCAAUCCUAAGUGGCUGUCUAGCUGAGCUCCAGGUGUGGGUGAUACCAGUUGGCUGUGACUCAGUUGUGGUGAAACGUCCUUAUGAUAGAGUCUCACCUACAAAGGGCAAGGCUACUGCGUUACCAACCAAUAUGGGGGAAGCUUUAUGUCUGACCUCUCAUUACACAACGUAUCCUGAUCCCGGCUCUAUGUGACCUCUCACAUCUAUCACUUGUGUCACAUUACAUCUUAUACCUGUAGUUUUAUGUUUCUGUUUCCCUGUUACCUGUUCUGUAAGAUCACCUGCUCUCAUUGUGUGGGGGGGAGGGGGGUCACUUUCUAGCAUGAGUAGUAGUUUCUGGAACUGGAUCGCCCAGAGGAGUGUGGGAGUACCAGCCUGGAGGUGACGGAGUGUGGGAGUACUAGCCUGGGGUGACGGAGUGUGGGAGUACCAGCCUGGAGGUGACGGAGUGUGGGAGUACCAGCCUGGAGGUGACGGAGUGUGGGAG
This is a messenger RNA of Pseudophryne corroboree (corroboree frog), 3365 nucleotides long. RefSeq names its product zinc finger protein 316-like. Gene Ontology annotation, cellular component: nucleus. The transcript has 8 exons. NCBI's taxonomy places the organism in Eukaryota, Metazoa, Chordata, Amphibia, Anura, Myobatrachidae. Bases 1 to 2658 code for a protein of 885 amino acids. Gene Ontology annotation, molecular function: DNA-binding transcription factor activity, RNA polymerase II-specific. Gene Ontology annotation, biological process: regulation of transcription by RNA polymerase II. The record is from RefSeq and is a predicted model, not a curated record.